Anolis sagrei ordinatus is the source of this 1382-nucleotide messenger RNA. RefSeq names its product F-box protein 22 (gene FBXO22). Lineage: Eukaryota; Metazoa; Chordata; Lepidosauria; Squamata; Anolidae. Gene Ontology annotation, biological process: positive regulation of proteasomal ubiquitin-dependent protein catabolic process; regulation of skeletal muscle fiber development; protein polyubiquitination. Gene Ontology annotation, molecular function: protein binding. The record is from RefSeq and is a predicted model, not a curated record.
UGCGCAGGCGCGGCCUUCCGCUUCCGGGAACGGUUGCCGGGGCAACGGGGAAGGCCUGUGCAUUUGGUGGGCGAUGGAGGCCUGCGCAGGAGGAGAAGGAGGCGGCGGCGUGCUCGUGCUGAGCAGCUUGGCGGAGGUGGUGGAGCGCGUCCUGGGCUUCCUGCCCGCCAAGGCGCUGCUGAGGGCGGCCUGUGUAUGUCGGUUGUGGAGAGAGUGUUCCCGCAGGAUCCUGAGGAACCAGCAGAGCCUCGCCUGGGUCUCCACCGUGGAGCCAGGGCCCCCCAACAGCCACGCAUUGGUCCACGCCUUGGCCGAGGAGCUGGAGAAGGUUCAAGUCCUCCCCCAGACCGUGUUGUAUAUAGCAGAUGCAGAGACUUUCACUGGACAUGAAGAAAGCCAUGGCCAUGGCCAAAAGAAAGCUCGCAGAAGAAACAGCAAGGAAAUAGCAGCUGCGCUAGAAAAGCUGUUGCCCAGCCGCUGCCAAGUUCUUGGACUGGUGACACCUGGAGUUGUAGUCACCCCAAUUGGGGCCCGGAGCAACCGGCCUCUGGAAAUUGAAGAUGGAGAAGCUGGUUUUGCAUUGCUGUUCCCCAGGAUCGACGGAGUGAAGAUUCAGACAUUUCACUUCUUCAAAGAUUUGAAGACCAGGGUCCUUGACGAAAGUGUAUUCGCCGAGGCAGGUCUAAAGAAUAACCCCGACCUAAGAGUGGUCCUUCUGUUUGGGUACAACACCUGGAAGUCUGGAGCCACGCGGUUUCUGAACCAAAUAGUUAACCGCUUGAAUGAAAAAAGCAUCAUCUUGGCCGGUGGGCAUGUGGAGAGCGUGACGUCACUGACCUCUGACACUAACUCUCAGGCUGCUGAGUCCUGUGGGGUGGUUGGCUUGGCUUUUAGCGGAGCCCAGAUCCAAAGCGCUUCUGUCCUCUUAGAUCAGGACGUAGUGGACGAGAGGACGGCCGAAGCUGCCAUGCAGCGCCUCAAGGCUGCCAACAUCCCCGAACACAACAGCCUUGGGUUCAUGUUUGCCUGCGUGGGCAGGGGGUACCAGCAUUACAAAACCAAGCAGAACCUGGAGGCCGAUGCUUUCCGCAAGUUCUUCCCCAACAUUCCUCUCUUUGGAUUUUUUGGACACGGGGAGAUUGGCUGCGAUCGGAUUGUGACGGGGAAUUUCAUACUCCGAGAGUAUCACGACGCCAAGGACGACCUGCUCCAUGCCUACACCACGGUCAUGACUCUGAUUCAUUUGGGCCCUGCAAGAGCAAGUCAGGUUUAAGCCACUGUGUGUUCGUUGGGCACCAGUUGAUGUAGUCCCAUAAGCCAUUUUGAAGAUUUUCUGAUACAUCCAUGUGCUUUCAUCAAAAGACCUCUUGCUGUGGAUUUUC